UGGUCCCAUCGUUUGUGUCAGUGGGGGGAUAGUGUCCCAUCGUUGGUGUCAGUGGGGGGAAGGAAUAGUGUUCCAUCGUUGGUGUCAGUGGGGGAAGGAAUAGUGCCCCAUCGUUGGUGUCAGUGGGGGGGAGGAAUAGUGCCCCAUCGUUGGUGUCAGGGGGAGGAAUAGUGCCCCAUCGUUGGUGUCAGUGGGGGGGAGGAAUAGUGCCCCAUCGUUAGUGUCAGUGGGGGGGGGGAAUAGUGCCCCAUCGUUGGUGUCAGUGGGGGGGAGGAAUAGUGCCCCAUCGU
Staurois parvus is the source of this 290-nucleotide messenger RNA. Lineage: Eukaryota; Metazoa; Chordata; Amphibia; Anura; Ranidae. The record is from the annotation of a GenBank genome assembly.